Boleophthalmus pectinirostris (great blue-spotted mudskipper) is the source of this 1622-nucleotide messenger RNA. It is a transcript of the gene ccdc137, whose product is annotated as coiled-coil domain containing 137. Bases 95 to 871 code for a protein of 258 amino acids. The record is from RefSeq and is a predicted model, not a curated record. Lineage: Eukaryota; Metazoa; Chordata; Actinopteri; Gobiiformes; Gobiidae. The transcript is spliced from 6 exons.
CGGAAGUUGUGUUCAGUGGGAGCUCUCCAACGAUAACGCACGUGUUUAAUGUUUAUGUGAAAACUGUGUACAUUUAUUUGAAAGACAGAAGAAAAUGGGGAAGAAUAAAAGGAACAAAGUAAUGGCUUCUUCUAAAGAAACUAACAAAACAUCGAAGCCAUUAGGGAAAAAGAUGAAACAAGCUACCAAGAAAGCUAAAGAGGACCACAUGGAACAAAUUCCUUUCAGACUCAGAGAGAUUAUGAGGAGUAAAGAACAGAUGAAGACGGGAGCACGUAAGAGGAAAAAGUUGAAACAAGCCUCACAGCUCAAAAACACACAAGAGGGUGAGGGGGACAUACCUGUCCCACACUUCAAAAGGAGAAAGGGGGAGAGCGAAAAAGCUUAUCUGAGGCGAAUGGAAGCAGCUGCCAGACAUGUCCUCUUUCUGAGCCAAAACCAAGUAGAGCGGAAGCCCGAGCUGGACCCUGACCAACAAGAAAGGCGUGCGGACAAGGGCAAGUCUGAGAAAAAGAAGCAGUAUGCUAAAGAAAGAGUACUGAAGAUGCAGCAGAAGAAAUUAGACAAACAAGAAACAAAGUUGGAAAAAGAAAUGUUUGUUGAGGAUGUUCCUUUUGGUGAAGUUUCAAUGGCUCCACCUUCUCUUUCUGUCAAGCCCAGAAAAGCUCAGGACAAAUCCCAGAUGUCUUCGAAGAAUCUACUUUUGAAUUCACUGCUUGGUCAGAAAGUAGCUUCAGAUCCAGCCAAGCCUUCAAUGGCUAGACAGAGAAUCAUGGAGGAAGAGCGACAGCGUGUAGUGGAGGCUUAUCGGCAUAUGAAGAAACAGAAGCAAGAACUGCAGGACAAAAAAAAUCUUUAUCAUAGUCAAUAACCUCUAUUGAACAACACAAUGGACAGGAAAAUUAUUUGCAUCAACAGGCAACUGCUUUGCUAAAUAUGCAAACAAAAACUUGUGAAAGCUGGUAAGUAAAUGCCACUGGUCCACAAAUAUUUAUAUGUAUUUUAAAGCAAUGAACUCUUUAAAAAUGCUUGCAAAAUGCCUGUUAUUAUCCAGUAGAGGACAGUGUUUUGGAUAACUGAUCAUCUCUGAUGAAGGAGACAUACACAAUUUCAACUGCUGACGGAAAUAAAGAUUAAUAUUUUUAUUUCAAACAUUAAAAUGUUGUUUAGUUGUUUAGUCAAUCAUGUAAGUCAGCAUUCUCUACAAUGGUUUCUGAUGCUGGCACAAAUGUACACGUAUAAUUCCCUGAAGAUUUCACUCACUUUAUUUUGUGAACACUCUUCUCUUCGUCCUACACAAAGCAUAAAAUAUUUAUAUUUUAUUAUGUAUCAUUAUUAUAUUUAGACCAGUAGCUGGUCUUUAGUUGGAGUUGACCCAUUAAACAAUCAGCUCUGUUUGUCCACUCCGGUUGUCCCGGUGACAGAUCAUAAGGGACCAGCUGCCAGUGACUGGUGGUUCCCUGAGGUAACUGAAGGGUCAUUUAACCAUGUGCACAAGACAGCUUCAUGCACAGGAUGAGAAGUCUCCAGUACUGUGUUCUCGCUAAUCCUAUUGGUAACACUGCAAAACUCCAUUAUAUUGUGUGUAAAAACUCGAUUGAAUUAAAGUGAUUUAACCAUAA